This is a messenger RNA of Gryllus bimaculatus (two-spotted cricket), 1826 nucleotides long. Lineage: Eukaryota; Metazoa; Arthropoda; Insecta; Orthoptera; Gryllidae. The record is from the annotation of a GenBank genome assembly.
CUCUGACGGCCACGUGCGUCUGUCCGCAGGAUCUCCCAGCUCCGGAGCGCUGCGCUGCCGGCCGCCGCCCUUUUGCUGCUGCUGCUGCUGGCCGGCGCGCCCACCCCCGCCGCUGGCGCCCCCAUGACGCGCCGCUUCCGUCGCCACGUCCCCACACACUCCGCCCCCGACGACGCAGACGUUGACAUGGAUGCCGCCGCCGCCUCCGCCGCCCAGCAGCAGGCGCUCUUCCCCGGCCAGCGCGCGGACAAGCAGCUGCCCUACUUCGCCGCCUACGCGCCCCCCGGCAUGCUGCCCCCGCAAUACUUCGACUACUCGGCGUACCAGGACUCCGGCGACCACAACGAGGUGCUGUCCCGAACGGAGCCCGGCGGCGCGCGCAAACCCGCGCCGUUCCCCGACUCGCCCGUCUACUACAUCCGCAUGCCACCCACGCCGUACGUGUUCGUGCCUGGACUGGGCUACGUGAGCCAGCCGCCCGCGCCGCCGCCCGCCUUCAGCCCGUUCAUCAAUCUGCCCGUGGACUUCGUGGCCAACGGCAAGCCGACCAGCGUGUACUGGCGGCCAGGGACGCGCCCGCCCGCGCCGCCUUCGCAGCAGGACACCCCGGUCACGCAGCUCGACCAGGGGCCCUACGUCUUCAACGGACGCCCCAACGACCUCUUCGUGCUGCGCAACACCUACAACUCGCUCUACAACGACGCCCUUCAGAACAUCUACCCGUAGGCAGGCGAAUCCUGCGUGAACUUGGGGGACCAACGCGGUGCGCCCAGCAGUUCGACAGCCCAUCGCGCGCCAACGUCGAGAUGGUGACAAAGGCGCCUACGCUCAGAAGUGAGAGAUCACUUCUCAGAGAGUGAAAGAAUGUGACUGAUACUUCAUUACCAUCCACUCGUCGACCUUCAAAAUCCUAUUUGUUCUGAGUCAAACCGAAAUAUUUCCUUUGAACCUUUGAAAUGACUUUUACCAAUACCUGCUCAAAUUCGCAGUAUUUGCAACAACGAAAUAUAUGAUUAAUAACCUAGUAAUCUCAAUCUUUCACCAGAAGAGAAGAGAUCGAAUAAUGACCGUAUCGACAGAAAGUGUAACGACAUCCAAUACUCGCUCGUUGAAUUAUGAUUCUAUGAGAUCCUAGAGGAACAGUUUACGUCAACGUCAAGAGCUAUUUCACGUCAUUCUCCCAUGUCUGUGAACACAUUUGGGUAUGCACGUGUUUCCAUACUGAAGUAACCAAUCUACACUGAGAACACGUUAUGUGUGUGAGAUUACUUUUGUGCGACCCAAGACCAAAUUUCAUCCAUGACUUGGGUGGUAUGAACUCAACCACCGUUUCAUACAUUUGUCUGAUAUUAUAUUCUUUAGUCUAAGCAUAUUUUAAAUUAUUUUGAGUCCUAGUACUAUAUUUAGUAUGUAUGUUCUGAGAACAAAUGACAAGCAAACUCAUAACCAACUGCUGUGCAGACACUGACCGAUGUAUUUAUUUUUAAGACCUGAUAUAUUUUUUACAUAUAUUUAUUUAUUCCACGGAAAUUUACUCAUUACACAUUAAAUUUUAAAUGACUAUCCUUUUGUUCAAUGGCAAUACCUACCCUUACCAUUUAAAGGUAACCAAUUCUUUCGGUUUCCCUGGCUGGUAGCUUCUUCGAUAUUAGAUAAUAUAUAUUUCCAGUAUCCCAAACAUUUGACUUUUUUAAUUAAACGUGUACCAAAUAUUAAUAUUUUUACAUUUUCCUCGCGUUACGUCAAUAAUUUAGUACUUUGUCCUCCAGGUAUCAAGUUAAAAUUAGGUAAAACGAUAUUUCUAAAGGCAUGCAACGAACACUUGA